Zootermopsis nevadensis is the source of this 2418-nucleotide messenger RNA. RefSeq lists its product as uncharacterized. NCBI's taxonomy places the organism in Eukaryota, Metazoa, Arthropoda, Insecta, Blattodea, Termopsidae. Gene Ontology annotation, cellular component: extracellular region. Gene Ontology annotation, molecular function: chitin binding. The record is from RefSeq and is a predicted model, not a curated record.
AUGAUUGUAAAAUAUUUUCCUUGUAUCAGUGCUAGUCAACUAUGAAUGUUUUCGUUCGCCUUGUGGCCCGGACGUGGUUCCACGCAGACAGGAGUGUCUGUUCGAGAGACCCCGGCGCCGGUUCUAGCUGUGGUGGGUGUAUGUUUGAUCUCAGGAUGGUGCAUAUGGUUGUUUCUAUGACAUAAUUACACUGUCAGAUAAUUUUCACUAUCAACGACAAUGUGCAGAUUCGACUCGAUAUCAAGCUUCGUUCUAGCCUUCAUCGCUUUGAGCAGUUUCGUCAUGGCGUAUCCAAGGAUCAGGAGGACGGUCAUUUUCAUACUCGCCGCCGUGAGAACCAGAAAUCCCGCCGUAUAUUACACGAUGAUCCAAUCGAGGAUAAGACGGACGGGUCAUGUACGAAGCGUUGAAGAGAUGAAAUAUGCACACGAGACACUGAUCGGAAAAUAUGAAGCGAGGAGACUACUUCAGAGACCUAGGCAAAGAUGGGAGAAUAUUAUUAAAAUGGUUAUAUGGGUGCGGACUGGAUUCAACUGGCUCAAGGUUAAGGUGGCACGUCAGGCGCCAAGUCCCGAGGAGGCGCUGGGGUUGCCUAGCAACGCGACGUCCAUCCGCUCAGAAAUCACCGAUUCGUUCUCGUGUGAGUCGCGGAUCUACGGCUACUACGCGGACGUUGACAACGAAUGUCAGGUGUUUCACGUCUGUCUGCCGGUCCAGUACGCCGACGGCAAGGAGCAGACCUUCAAGUGGAGCUUCAUCUGCCCUGAAGAAACUCUCUUCAAUCAGGAGAGCUUCACGUGCACGCGGCCAGAAGACGCAGUAGCAUGUGAAGAGGCACCGCAGUACUACAGCCUCAACGAAGGUUUUGGCCAGACCGACCGACCGGCCGAACCAUCGCCAUCCCCAGCAGCAACAGAAACGGUUCCCCAGUAACAAACGCGACUGUACCUUGCGACGAAAAUUUACUAAGCUGACAGUACUGGCAAUGUUGAUGCAUUACUCGAAUAAAUCACUCACACACGGGCUUUUGCGUAUUUUAUGUACAGAUUGAGGCACCUCAAGAGUUACAAGCAAUGUACAUGGAAACGGCGAAACAAAUGGACUGAAGACGACUGUGUUCUGGUACGUUGCGCCGUGUCGUCUGAUAGAAAUUUACCGACAUUUGAGACAUACCUGCUGUCCCCAUCGUCAGAGCAAUUAUAUCUUCGAUGACAGAAGAAACAAGUAUCUCUGAAACGUCGAUAAAUUUCUUCCAGACAAUACGACGGAACACAGCCAUCUUCAUUCUCGCUGCUAUGUGAACCUGAAAUCUCAAAUACAAAUGCACUGUAUUCAUUGGCGAAUACGAUGGUAUAUCGUGGUAUAAAACUACAAUGGCAGAACGUCACUGUGACGCACACGUGUCAGUGCUGUAAUUACACGUGUAACACAUUGCGUUAUAUCAGCCACAGCGUCCAGAAUGAUUAUAUAAUAAAAGUAUGUGUAUAAAGUGAAAGUAUAUACAAAUUUCAUCAGACGAUUCUGAUGUAUUUUGUAUUUUUAGACAUCCAUAGGCAUUAGCUUCAAAUCUCUACAAGCUCACAAAAAAUUAUUGCGAAAGACCCUCAUUUUCACUUUUGGAAUAAGAUAGCGCGGAUACAACAAUGACAAAAUCACGGCAUGUUACCUCACUGCAAAAGACUCGGUUUACCUUAAGGAUGAGCAAUGUUGCUUGAUUUUUCCUUAUAAACGUACUCAUCUAAUUACUACAAUAAUAGACUCUAUAGUUGUAGGGCUCAAUUAUAAAUUGUACAACCUUCUAAUUCAAAUAGCGCGAGUAUAUUUAUGGCAUGUAGGUGUACAUUUGUGUUCUGUCAUAUUCUGAAAGUGUCGUUCUUUUGUAAAAGGAAAGUAAUCUUGUCAUUUAAGCAGAGUUUCCAAUUUCCAGUUGACAGGCUGCAUUUUUACUAAAUUUUACUUAUCCUGGCUCAAGGACAGGUUCUUGGGGAUCAGAGAAUGGUAAUAUAUUUUUAGUUAAUAAACAGAAAACCAUGGGGUCUUAUUUUAUUCAUGAAUGAAGCACUUUCUUCCACUUUGUAGUAUGUAUCUCUCCACAGAAACUAAAACGGACAUUAGUGUUAGCGUUCAGUAUAAGAACACACAUAUAAUGUCGUUACAUGUCAGUACAUACUAUUUGAACUGUCACAUUUAAAAGUAUUUUGUCAUCCAUUAUUGUGCCAUCACUAUAUCUCACCCCCUCUCGUGGUCAUAAAACGAAUUUGACUGCCAAACCGAUGAUUCAUGAGAUCUUUAGGAUAUUAAUAUAGUGUCACAACUGUCUCUGUGACUACUAGGCCUAUGACAUUGUAAUACUUUGUUUCUGUUAGUGUCUACUGCUUCAUCGUAAAUCAUAAAUAAACCAUGUGGCGCCAAAUGAGA